This is a messenger RNA of Pezoporus flaviventris, 1069 nucleotides long. It is a transcript of the gene GRINA, whose product is annotated as glutamate ionotropic receptor NMDA type subunit associated protein 1. Gene Ontology annotation, cellular component: endoplasmic reticulum; membrane; Golgi apparatus. The record is from RefSeq and is a predicted model, not a curated record. NCBI's taxonomy places the organism in Eukaryota, Metazoa, Chordata, Aves, Psittaciformes, Psittacidae. The transcript has 6 exons. Bases 1 to 1011 code for a protein of 336 amino acids. Gene Ontology annotation, biological process: negative regulation of apoptotic signaling pathway.
AUGUCCCACGAGAAGAGCUUCCUGGUGGGGGGGGAGGGGAUGCCGGGCGCGCCGCCCCCCCCCUCCUUCCCGCAGCCCCCGUUCCCCGCGGGGCCGUUCCCGCCGCCGCCCUUCCCGCAGGCCCCGGGGCCCUUCCCCGCUCCGGCGGCUCCGUACCCGGUCCCGGGGCCCUUCCCGCCCGGGCCGUACCCGCCGCCGGGGCCGUACCCGCAGGGUCCCUACGCGCAGCCGCCCUACGCGCAGCCGCAGCCCAUGGUGCCCGGGGACCAGGACUCCCCCCUGCACAGCACCUACCACGAGGACGGGCCCCCCUCGUACUAUGACAACCAGGACUUCCCCUCGGCGCACUGGGACGACAAGAGCGUGCGCCAGGCCUUCAUCCGCAAGGUGUUCCUGGUGCUCACGGUGCAGCUGAGCGUCACCUUCGCCUUCGUGGCCGCCUUCACCUUCUUCAAAGGGGUGAAGGGCUUCGUGCAGCGCAACGUGUGGACCUACUACGUGUCCUACGCCGUGUUCUUCAUCUCGCUCAUCGUGCUGAGCUGCUGCGGGGACUUCCGCCGCAAGCACCCCUGGAACCUGGUGGCCCUGUCCAUCCUGACCCUCAGCCUGUCCUACAUGGUGGGCAUGAUCGCCAGCUUCUACAACACGGAUGCUGUCAUCAUGGCCGUGGGCAUCACCGUCGUCGUCUGCUUCACCGUCGUCAUCUUCUCCCUGCAGACCAAGUACGACUUCACCUCGUGCCGGGGUGUCCUCAUCAUCUGCCUGGUGGUGCUGAUCCUCUUCUCCAUCCUCCUCAUCUUCAUCCGGAACCGCAUCAUGGACAUCAUCUACGCCUCGCUGGGCGCCCUGCUCUUCACCUGCUUCCUGGCUGUGGACACGCAGCUCAUCCUGGGGAACAAGCAGCUGGCGCUCAGCCCCGAGGAGUACGUGUUCGCCGCGCUCAACCUCUACACAGACAUCAUCAACAUCUUCCUCUACAUCCUCGCCAUCAUCGGCAGGGCCAAGGAGUAACGUGACUCCCCCCCCCAUGACCCCUCCUGGUCACACCCCCCCCCAUCACCGGUGUCAC